AUGCUUUUGCUGUUAGCUACAAGAUGGAUAUACAAAUUGGACUUAUUAUGGAGAAAACAAGUAAUUUGUAAUCAAAAUGUAUUUUUGGAGUUUGAAGCUUUGGCAAGUCUCAAAAGUGAGGAAAAGUCGGAAAUAAAUUUUUUCGAAAUUGGAAGAAUUGACGGGGAUGAGGAGGUUUUUGAUUUUACCCGUUUACUUUUAUUUUCAAAUGUUAAAUUGGAAGAACAACAAAAACAACAAGCAAUUCAAUCGUUGUCUUCUCUUCAAAAUGAUUUUUUCGUUUUCAAUGAAAAUACAAAAUGUGCUUGGUCUAAAAUGUCUUCUGAAGAGAUUAAUGAUGAUAAAAUUGAAAACGAAAUUUUUGAUAUUGGCCGAGUCAUUUAA
Messenger RNA from Meloidogyne enterolobii, 384 nucleotides. The record is from the annotation of a GenBank genome assembly. NCBI's taxonomy places the organism in Eukaryota, Metazoa, Nematoda, Chromadorea, Rhabditida, Meloidogynidae.